AAGCAGCGCAGCAGAGGAAAGGAGAAGCCGCAGGUCCCCCCUGCGCUCUGUCCUGAGCCCUCCCUGGGGGCAGGAGGAGGAGUGGCGGGCAACUGCGGCAGAGGGAGGCCCCCUGAUGAAGAUGCCGCUGCCCUGGACCUUUGCGCUCCCGCUGCUGCUCCCCUGGGUGGCAGGUGGAUCAGGGAACGCGGCCAGUCCGAGGGAUCACGGCUUGUCGGCACUGGUGCUCCAGCCUGGGGUCUGUCGCUAUGGAACCAAGCUGGCCUGCUGCUAUGGCUGGAGAAGGAGCAGCAAGGGACUCUGUGAAGCUACAUGUGAACCUGGCUGCAAGUUUGGUGAGUGUGUGGGACCAAAUAAAUGUAGAUGCUUGCCAGGAUACACCGGGAAGACCUGCAGUCAAGAUGUGAAUGAGUGUGGAGAGAAGCCCCGGCCAUGCCAACACAGAUGUGUGAACACACAUGGAAGCUACAAGUGCUUUUGCCUCAGUGGCCACAUGCUCAUGCCGGAUGCCACCUGUGCCAACUCCAGGACGUGCGCCAUGACAAACUGCCAGUACGGCUGUGAAGACACGGAGGAAGGGCCGCGGUGCCUGUGCCCGUCCUCGGGACUCCACCUGGCCCCAGAUGGAAAAGUCUGCAUCGAUAUCAAUGAAUGUGCCUCUGGCAAAGCUGUGUGUCCCUACAAUCGAAGAUGUGUGAACACUUUUGGCAGCUACUACUGCAAAUGUCAUGUUGGUUUCGAACUGAAAUAUAUCCGUGGCCGAUAUGACUGCGUAGACAUAAAUGAAUGUGCUGUCAGUACCCACACGUGCAGCCUCUACGCCAAUUGCCUCAAUACCCAAGGAUCUUUCAAGUGCAAGUGCAAGCAGGGAUAUAAAGGCAGUGGACUUCAGUGUUCUGUUAUCCCCGAGAAGUCUGGGAAGGAAGUCCUCAGAGCCCCCGGCACCAUCAAAGACAGACUCAAGAAGUUGCUGGCUCACAAAAACAGCAUGAAAAAGAAGGUAAAAAUAAAAAAUGUCAUCACAGAGCCUGCCGGGACACCUGCCCCUAAGGGUAACCUAUGGCCCUUCGCCUCUGAAGACAGCAUUUCCAGAGAUGAGAACCCGAAUGGAGGAAACAGGGAGACGGAGGAGAGAAUGAAACAGGGGCUGGGGGAAGAGACAAGAGAUGAGACGGCCCUGAAGAAUCACGUGGAGCCGGAGCAAAGCCUUCGAGGAGAUGUGUUUGCCCCUAAGGUGAAUGAAGCAGGUGAACUGGGACUGGUUCUGGUCCAAAGAAAAGCAAUACCAUCCAGACUGGAACACCAAGCAGAUUUAAACAUCUCGGUUGACUGCAGCUUCGACCAUGGGGUCUGUGACUGGAAGCAGGAUGUGGAAGAUGAUUUUGACUGGAGUCCUGUGGACGAAGAGAAUGCCGUCGGCUACUAUAUGGCAGUUCCAGCCCUGGCAGGCCAUGAGAAGGACAUCGGCCGAUUGAAACUUCUCCUCCCUGACCUGCAGCCCCAAAGCAACUUCUGCUUGCUCUUUCAUUACUGGCUGGCUGGAGACAAAGUAGGGAAACUUCGAGUGUUGGUGAAAAGCAGGAACAGUCCUCUGGCAUGGGAGGAGACCAAGAGUGAGGAUGGAAGGUGGAAGACCGGGAAAAUUCAGUUACGUCAAGGGACUGACACUACCAAACGCAUCAUUUUUGAAGCAGAACGCGGCAAGGGCAACACCGGAGAGAUUGCAGUAGACGGUGUCGUGCUGGUGUCCGGCUUGUGUCCCGACGGCCUUUUACCCGUGGGUGCUUGAGUGCUACUGUUGUCUGCUCUGUCUUUAUAUUUGACUUUCAAUGUCACGUGUCUGUGUUUUGAUAUGCCAUCACAGAUGCCCCUCCAUUUUAAAAAUGCAAACUGGAAAAUUGCAAUGUACCAACACAAACAUUGUUGUAAGAUGCCUUUCUUGUAGACAGGCAUCAAUAUUCGCUUUAAAUUCAUUUCUGGGUUGGUAAAAUGUGGAAAUGUCCGUUCAGCCCCCAUGUAUCUCCUAUGUCUACAUGUAUGAAUGAACCUCUCUACACAACAUUUCUAGAGUUGCAAAAAAAACAAAACGGAGGAAUGUUUAACUGUGUGGCUUUUGUGGCACAUCUUAGAAGCUAUGACAUCACGGACAGACUUUUACCUAAGUGGCUUAACCAGAUCUUUUGUAGCCAAACUUGUGUAUUUAAAUUCUUUGUAAUAAUAAUAUCCAAAUAAUCACCUUGUCUCAUGGCUUAAGUUCUUUCUAAGUAAGAAACUGUGGUUGUUUGAUUUUGUGCUUAGUUAUGUGUAUGGUUAUUUGCUUUGCUGGAAAACAUGGUUUUUAUUCUUUCUCCAUGGAAACACUUUACAUUCUUAAAAAUUCUUAAAAUGACUACCUAUUAUGGGAACACAUGACUACUUUAUUAGGCCUCAUAACUGCAAUGAAAAUUAGCUUAAAUUAUUGAAUUCAAGGCCUCGGAGAACAUAAAACUAAAUUAAGCAGGCAACAGGAUUCGAAAGAAAGAUGGAUGCCUUUUUCUCUGUUUCUCUUCUUCCAAAUUCAAGAGCAGCUUUGUGUGGUAAUGAAUCCUGAGUGAAUUCUCUGAGGAUGAGAGGAUAUUCUGCUUUAAGAUCCCGAAUCACGAAUUGCUCCAGGAUAGCUUCCAAAUAAAAGGUUCCCUAGAUAUUUGCUGGCUCUCCCCUAAAGCAGUGAAAGCAUUGGGCCAUAGGAGGAAGGAAAGAGAGAAGGUGGUCCCUUAUUAAUCUUUAAUAUUUGUAGCCUCACUCUUAAAGUUCUUUAAUACUGAAUCUCUUGGGGGGUGGGGUGAGGAAACAUUGUUUUUCUUUAGUGUGAAAG
Molecule: messenger RNA, 2854 nt
Organism: Phyllostomus hastatus (greater spear-nosed bat)
Lineage: Eukaryota; Metazoa; Chordata; Mammalia; Chiroptera; Phyllostomidae
Gene: EGFL6
Product: EGF like domain multiple 6
Exons: 12
Coding region: 116-1789 (557 amino acids)
Cellular component (GO): membrane
Molecular function (GO): calcium ion binding
Source: RefSeq, a predicted model, not a curated record